CAAAGCAAAAUGGCAUCCCGCUUCAUUGUUGUCUUCAGCGCCAUAAUCGUCCUGGCCCAAGGAUCCGAUCUUUUGCCCAUCGAGCAGGAAGUGGAGGUGGCAGUCCACUCUGGAGCCGACUUGCCUGGAGCUCCAGUGGCCGUCGUUUCGCAAGGACAUCCUUCUCUGUCCCAGCCCAUCGGAGCUGCCUACGGCCAUGGUCCACUCGCAGUUCCAGUUGGAGGAGCUCAUCGCGGAAUCGGAUUGGGAGUGGCUGGUCCUCGUCCCUAUGCGGCUGCUCCCCUUCGUCCGGCUCCUGUGUCCUAUGCUCGUCCUGCCGCCGUGGUCGUUCCCGCCGUGGUUGUUGCCCCAGUGGCUCCCAUUCGUCAGCCACAUGGAGUGGCUGCCCCAGUUGUUGUUGGAGCCGCCCAUGGUAAUGUGCACCGCAAUCCCCAUCACGGCUAG
Drosophila rhopaloa is the source of this 444-nucleotide messenger RNA. RefSeq lists its product as uncharacterized. The coding region runs from base 10 to 444 and encodes 144 amino acids. The record is from RefSeq and is a predicted model, not a curated record. NCBI's taxonomy places the organism in Eukaryota, Metazoa, Arthropoda, Insecta, Diptera, Drosophilidae. The transcript has a single exon.